AAAGGGGCGUGACGGAGACUGCGCAAUCGUCAUCUGGAAAGUUCUCUCAUGAGGAGAGUUGGCUAAAGUUUUGCUCCGCGUGAAAAGUAUAAUAUCGGAUGCUGGUUCUCUCAACUGGGAUGUGUACACCACCGUUGAGUAUAGUCGGAUAGUGGUUCUCUCAACGCCACCUUUGAGUAUGAGCUAUAUACAUUUGAUGGUUGUCCUCAUCUGGGCCCUCAACCCCAUGGCGGCAGCUCAAUCUGGCCUUGAGUUGACACAGACAGGAGGCAGCGUCAGGAACAGGAAACAGCGGGACAUCUCAUGCAGGGAAAACCUGGAGUACCCACAUGACAACAUCUGCUGUUUGAAUUGCCCAGCUGGUAAAUAUGUCAAAGCGUACUGCACGGGUGCCUUGGAGAAAGGAACAUGUGAGGACUGUGACCUCGACACAUACACAGAGCAUGAUAACGGACUGCCACAGUGCUUAAAGUGCACUAAGUGUCGCUCAGAUCAGGUAACCACAAAGACAUGCACCAUCACUCAGAACACAGAGUGCCAGUGUAAACUAGGGUAUUUCUGUGCCCCUGACCAAGCCUGCGAGGUGUGCAAAAAGUGCUCAAGAUGUAAAGACAAUGAGGUGAGGGUGAAGAACUGCACCACUACGUCCAACACGGUCUGUGAGACCAGACUGCCCACAUCCAGCACCAUCUCAGGUAAAACUCCAGGCCCAGUAGUUGUGAUUGUGGUGGCAGUACUGGGUAUCACUGCUGCACUUGCCGGUGUCUAUUGGAUGAGGCGAAAGCUCUUUAAAAGGACAGACACCCAGAAUAAUCCCAGUGGGACGCUAAAAGUUGUGGUGGAUGAUCAAAAUAACAGGUCAAUUGAGGAGAGGCAGAACAACCAGAAUGCUGUGCUGGAGGACACACAGCUCGAUCUCUUGCUGGAUCAGACCCAGGCGGUGGGUGCCAAAGCCUCAGAGGAUGAGGACAAUGGACUGGGCGACAGUCUCCCCAACACCACCAACUCCUCCCAGUCCAGUCUGUCUGCACUACCCUCAGCCCCCCUCCCCAGAUCCUCCCCGCUUCCCAGCCCUUCGGCCAAGAGGCAGCCUGGCUCUUCGGCUGGGGAAAAUGUCCUCAUAAAACUGGUUCCUUUGAAUGGUGAUGAGUCCUUGAAGAAAAGUUUUGAACUUUUUGAAGAGCUGGAUGUUCACUACCAUAACAGAUUCUUCAGGCACAUCGGACUCUCUGACAAUGCUAUAAAAAGCUCUGCGCACCUUCAUCCUGAAGAUCGAGUCUAUGAGCUGUUGAAAGUAUGGUUGGAGAAGGUGGGCAUGGACGCUGACAUGAAUGACCUAAUCAAAGCGUUACUUUAUUUUGGCCAAAGGUUAUCAGCAGAAAAUAUUAUUUCAAAAGCCAUUGAAAAUGGUUAUUAUGAAUAUGCAGAAAAUGAAUUGUGAAUGUAUGCCUGCUUCUAUGGAGUUAUGGGGAAAAUACAAAAAAUACUUGGAUGAGAUGUACAGUGUGAGUCAGAACUGAGCCAUAUGUGUGUUGUUAAAUGAUCCCAGGUACUUGCUGUGACAGGCCUAUUGGCUUGCUGUUGAGUCAUUUCCUCUGUACAGUUUCACACAGUGAACUGUUAGGCUAUGCACUGGCUAGUGACUAGAGCUGGUGGUGGAUGUUUAGAGUAGAGUUUCACAACUUCAGUCCUCCAGUACCCCUAACGGCACAUUUCUGUUUUAGCCCUGAACAAGCACACCUGAUUCAACUUGUCAACUAAUCAUCAAGCCCUCAAUGAGUUGAAUCAGGUGAGUUUGUAAUGGACUACAGCAAAAAGUUGUGCUUUUGUAGUUACUGGAGGACUGGAGCUGGGAAACACUGCUGUAGGGGAACGGGAUAAUAUACACCGGAUGUUGUCUACGCUGACGUAGUGCAUAGUGAUCGGGCCAUUAUGGAAUGCACUGAUCAAGGCAUGGACUGGCCUGACUGUAUUUUAACCCUAUUACUUUUGACCAGGGCUCUGUUCAAAAGCAAUGCACUAUAUAGGAAAUAGGGUGGCAUUUGUAAAGUACUCCCAGUGGUGUCUCUUGAAGAGUUGGCAAUGAAUGUAAUACACCUAUUUACACAUGAUCAAAAAAUACAGGUAAUUAUGAGAUUUAAAAAUAUAUUUUGGUAUUGUAGAGCAAUUUAUUGGUUGUUGUGGUUGUUUAUUUAUAUUGAUGAUGAACCUUGAUACUUAUCUCAAUUUGGCUUCAUCAGGAAAUGAAAUGCUGUCACUGUCCACGAUAUUGCUACAAAGUUCUGUCUUAACACUGAUAAUGCCAAAGUUCCAGUUGCUCCUUAAGCAAAAAAUGUAUGUAGAGUCUUGUUUUAUUUUAUUUUUUACAGAUUUUGAUUUAUUUGAAGGAUGUUUCAGUGUAACCAAGUGUUUAAAAUGGCAUUGACCAUUUGGUAUUUGUAAAUGGGCAAUGUUGAUCAGGUCAUGAGUUCAGAGCAGGUAGUUUCCACUAGGUGGUGCUAUCUAUGGAAAUAAUCUAGUCUUCUGCUGUCUAAUGAUGAGCUGCUAUUCCCAGCCUGUAGUACUGUACACUGUAUUUAGUGAUGUAGUAUUUAGCAUGGCCUUUUUAAUGUUGAUGGAAUGAGUGAGGUUAGUCUCUCAUGAUUGCAAAAGACAAUCUUCUCUCUACAUUGUUAGCUAUGUUCUUGUCUUCACAGAUUGCCCCUCAAGACAGUUUCACUAACAUUCAAGUAUUUUCUUCAUAUCUCCUCUGUUACCGUUUACAGAAUAUUUCCUUGAGUUGAAUCCAAAGUGCAGUUGCCUUGCCAGUGUCAUUUUUAAUAUAACAUUUCACACAUGAUGUAUGUCAAUAUUUAUUAUUUUAUGUCGCUGUUCUUUACAACUAAAUAUGAUUUUUUUUAGAUAAAAUUGAUGGUAAUGCAUCAGUUUUGAAAUAAAUAUUCUAUUAAAAUUGAAAUGUUAUGCCCUUUUCUAAAUAUGUCUAACUAGCACCAAAUAUCACUCAAAUGUUUCACGUGGAUAUCACUCGAGUAUGCUUUUUGACAUCAAAGAGAGAACAUCAUGGAUUGUUCUGUUGACAUGUUCUUUGAUGUCAUAAUUGUGUGUUAUUCCAAAAGGUCAUUCUGAAUCAAUAAAUUGUCAGAAUAAUAA
This is a messenger RNA of Oncorhynchus kisutch (coho salmon), 3150 nucleotides long. It is a transcript of the gene hdr, whose product is annotated as hematopoietic death receptor. Gene Ontology annotation, cellular component: cell surface; plasma membrane. The transcript is spliced from 10 exons. Bases 179 to 1441 code for a protein of 420 amino acids. Gene Ontology annotation, molecular function: protein binding. Lineage: Eukaryota; Metazoa; Chordata; Actinopteri; Salmoniformes; Salmonidae. Gene Ontology annotation, biological process: TRAIL-activated apoptotic signaling pathway; positive regulation of apoptotic process. The record is from RefSeq and is a predicted model, not a curated record.